CAAUUUCCCCUGCUCUCUCUCUCUUUCUGUAGUUUUCCUGUCUCCCUGCUUGCAGUCUCGGAACGUCGUCGUUUCGGUGAAGUUGAAACACAAAAUGGCCCCUGAAACUAGAAGAAUGGUUUACCCGAGAGAGUCAGACUCCGAGACAAGCUCGUCGGAGGAAGAGGAGGAGGAGGAGGAAGAAGAGAAUAAUUUGUCAGAAUCAGAAGAAGUAGAAGAUAGAAAUAAAAAAAAUGGAGGGAAAUUUGAUUUGGAUGAGGGAAAGAAGAAAGGGAAAGUCCCCAUUACUAUCAGACUCAAGAAAGUCUGCAAAGUUUGCAAGGAGGCGGGUCAUGAAGCGGGGUUUAGGGGGGCUACGUAUAUUGACUGCCCUAGGAAACCAUGCUUCCUCUGCAAAAUGCCUGGCCACACAACAAUGACAUGUCCUCAUAAAGCUACUACUGAGUAUGGGGUCAUUCCGGCUAGCCGUAGAAAUACUAAGAACCCUUUGGAAUUUGUCUUUGAACGCCAACUUCGAGCUAGAACUCCUUUAGUCAAGCCAGCAUACUUGAUCCCGGAUAAAGUGAACUGUGCGGUUAUCAAAUACCAUAGCAGACGGAUAACCUGCUUGGAGUUCCAUCCAACAAAGAACAACAUCCUUUUAUCUGGAGACAAGAAAGGACAAGUUGGAGUGUGGGAUUUUGAAAAAGUGUAUGAGAAGAUAGUUUAUGGAAAUAUACACUCUUGUAUAGUUAAUAAUAUGAGAUUUAGCCCCACAAGUGGUGAUAUGGUAUAUGCAGCAUCCUCUGAUGGGACCGUUAGUUACACUGACUUGGAGACGGGAAUUUCAUCAUCUUUGAUAAAUCUUAAUCCUGAUGGCUGGCAGGGCCCAAGCAGUUGGAAAAUGCUAUAUGGUAUGGAUAUGAACUCAGAGAAGGGUGUGGUACUUGUUGCUGAUAACUUUGGGUUUCUCCAUAUGGUGGAUGUUCGGUGCAAUAGCAAAACUGGAGAGUCAAUUUUGAUACAUAAGAAAGGAAGCAAAGUUGUUGGACUCCAUUGCAGUCCUGUUCAACCAGAGCUUCUCUUGAGUUGUGGAAAUGAUCAUUUUGCCCGAAUUUGGGAUAUGCGGCGAUUAGAAGCUGGAUCAUCUCUUUAUGAUCUUGCUCACAGACGUGUCGUCAACUCUGCAUAUUUCUCUCCGUUGUCUGGCAGCAAAAUUCUCACAACAUCGCAGGACAAUCGUCUUCGAGUAUGGGAUUCUAUCUUUGGUAAUUUGGAUUCGCCGAGCCGAGAGAUUGUACAUAGUCAUGAUUUCAACCGACAUUUGACUCCUUUCAGAGCUGAAUGGGAUCCAAAGGAUCCAUCAGAAUCCCUUGUUGUUAUUGGUCGGUAUAUCAGUGAAAAUUACAAUGGAGAAGCUCUGCAUCCUAUUGAUUUCAUAGACAUCAGUACAGGGCAACUAGUUGCUGAGGUUAUGGAUCCAAACAUUACAACUAUUACUCCAGUGAAUAAGCUUCAUCCACAGGAUGAUGUUCUGGCAUCGGGUAGUUCGAGGUCUCUCUACAUUUGGAAGCCGAAAGAGAAGUCUGAUGAUGUAGAACAGAAAGAUGAAGGAAAAAUUAUCGUCUGCGGAAGAGAUGAGAAGAUAAACAAGCGGAAGUUGGACGGAAGUGAUCGUGAUUCGGAUGAUGACAUGUUCAGCUCGAAAGGCAAGAAUGUUAAAAUUAAAGAGUUUGAAAUGAAAACUAAAACAACUCGCUAUGGUCGGAAGGCUAAACGUUAAGAGUGAUAGAUGCAGACGCCUCCAUGAGAAACCAGUUAUUUACUAUCGUGGAGUUUGAUUUUGUGAUUCCACGGUAGAGAUUUUGGAGUCAUCCAGUUACGUACCCUGUUUUGCCAAACCCCUUUUCUCCUGUUUGUAGAAAGUUUAAGUUUUCUAACACUUGCAAGAAGAUGCUGUAGUUACGUAAGACACCUAACUUGCCAUUCUGUUUCUCUGCACAGCUAACUUUUAGCCGAAUUGUAAAGAUUUCUCAAAAGGGUAAUCUACAUAAACCCUUUUUGAAUGUCUUUCCGUAAUGAGAUUUUAGUUGGGUGCUGCUAUAUCGAAA
Molecule: messenger RNA, 2090 nt
Organism: Carica papaya (papaya)
Lineage: Eukaryota; Viridiplantae; Streptophyta; Magnoliopsida; Brassicales; Caricaceae
Gene: DDB2
Product: damaged DNA binding 2
Biological process (GO): response to UV; DNA repair
Cellular component (GO): nucleus; Cul4-RING E3 ubiquitin ligase complex
Molecular function (GO): damaged DNA binding; protein binding
Source: RefSeq, a predicted model, not a curated record